CCGUUUCCAGCCAUUCCGGCUGCUGGUUCCCCCGGUGGAAUGUCACACAACCGGUUUGAGGCCAUUACUGCAGGAAUACAGAAACUGGUCGGCUACAGUUCCUGUCGGCACCGAAACCUCGCUCUUCACCCGCUCACACCCCUCACUGACCUUUCCCCCACAGAGAGCCGGGGCAGCGGGACCCACUGCCGGACAGCCACCAUGCCAGACUCCGCCAUCGCUUCAUUCGCCGUCUUCAUCCACGCCUGCCUCCUCGUUCACCUGCCCGUCACAGACGGACUGGAAGUGGUCGUUCCCUCGGCCUCGCUAGCCUUACUCGGGGAGGACGCCCUGCUGAACUGCACCUUCGCCCCGGCUCGUUACUCCGCUGAAGAUUUUGUUCUUCACUGGAUCAGGUUGUGGCCCUCAGCGAGAGAGGGCACCAUCUACAGCUUCUACCAUAACCGGGAGCAGUGGGACCAAGUGGAUGUGGAGUUUGUGAACCGCACCCGGCUGUUUCACUCCAGCGCUGCCCCUGGGAGCUGUGCCCUGCUCCUCACUGGGGUCAGGACCACUGACGCCGGGAAGUACAAAGCUUUUGUCCGGACCCGGCUCGGAAUUGGUCAUUACCGCAACGCGUACACAGAGCUGCAGGUCGCAGCUCGAUACUCCCAGCCGCUGAUCAGCCUGUCCACAGUCUGCUCUCAGAACAAAACCGCCCUGCACUAUCUGACCUGCACCGUGAGCGGAGGAUACCCUCUGGCCCACAUCCACUGGCACAACGACCUGGGAGAAGAUCGCACAGCCCACUCUGAAACCACCAACGUCGCCGCUGAAGACGGACUCAUCCAGAUGAGCAGCCAGAUCAAUAUUUCCACCCACUCCAAUCGAACCUACACUUGCUCAGUCUCCAACCCACUGCUCACCCCUCACCACAACAUCAGCGCAACACUGCCAGUGAAUCGGUGUGUGCCUCUUCUGAACACCGGCGUGAUGGUCACGGUCGCCACGCUGAGCAUCCUCUUGCUGUUGUCGCUCGCCUGUGUCGUGCGUUGGUUGGCUUUUCCGAAGAGAGCCACUGACCAGCGAGAACAGGAUGCAUCUGCGACCACCCAAGAGCUCAGAACACUGAGGAUUCUAGACGAACCACCCAGUCUGCACUACACAAGUUUGAAAGACAUGUCCACUGGAACAGGAUGAGAGAUAUAUACAAGGUCACAAUCUUGGAACAGCAUGUCCCUUGGAAGACAGGAUGGUGUCCGAAAGGAGUCCUGGACCAAGGGGGCAGCCUGACAACAGCAUUUUAAUUGGCUCCUGACCAGGUGACCAGGUUUUGUGUGACAGCAGUG
Carcharodon carcharias (great white shark) is the source of this 1328-nucleotide messenger RNA. Its product is annotated as CD276 antigen-like. The record is from RefSeq and is a predicted model, not a curated record. Lineage: Eukaryota; Metazoa; Chordata; Chondrichthyes; Lamniformes; Lamnidae. The coding region runs from base 40 to 1179 and encodes 379 amino acids. The transcript has 8 exons.